GGAGCAUCCACUAUUACGGUUACCCCGUCUACUCAUAUCUCUCCACUCCGUCUUCAAAAACCAAAUCACGAUUUGAGCGACGGACACGAAACUCGAAGUGAAGAUGAGCGUGGCGAGUGAUUCUCCAGUGCAUUCUUCUAGUAGCGACGAUCUCGCUGCCUUCCUUGAAACAGAGUUGGAUUCUGACUCUGAUUCUUCCUCUGAGUCCUUCCCCAUCGGACAAGCCCACGAUGCUGAUGCUCAACUUUCCAAUCAUAGGUUAAAGAGACAAAAGUUGGAGUACCCAGAAGAUGAGACUGAGAAUGUAGCUUCCGUGACCUUUUCAGAAGAAAUCUCAGAAGCAUCCUCGAGCAAGGUACCAUGCGAACACCCAGGUACCUUUGGAAACAUGUGCUUUGUUUGUGGCCAAAAAGUGGAAGUAACCGGUGUUUCAUUUGGAUACAUACACAAGGGUUUUAAGCUCCAGCAAGAUGAAGUCACCCGGUUGCGUGAUAUCGAUAUGAAAGCCUUGCAAAGCCAGCGGAAGUUAUGUUUAGUUCUUGAUUUAGACCACACUUUGCUUAAUUCAACCGUACUUAGGGACCUGAAACCAGAGGAGGAAUACUUGAAAAGCCAUACGCAUUCUCUUCAAGAUGUUUCUGGUGGCGAUAUCUUCAUGCUCGAAUUCAUGCAUAUGAUGACCAAACUAAGGCCGUUUGUUCAUUCGUUUCUUAAAGAAGCCAGCACGAUGUUUGUAAUGUAUAUAUACACAAUGGGAGACAGGCCAUAUGCACGACAGAUGGCCAAGCUGCUGGACCCAAAAGGAGAGUAUUUUGGAGAACGGAUCAUUUCUCGAGAUGAUGGCACAAUGAAACAUCAGAAAAGUUUAGAUGUGGUGCUGGGGCAAGAGAAAGCUGUUCUGAUUCUUGACGAUACAGAGAAUGCAUGGCCAGGUCACAAGGACAAUCUGAUCGUGAUAGAGAGGUAUCACUUUUUUGCUUCAAGCUGCAAACAGUUCGACCACAGAUUCCAGUCUCUCUCGCAGCUGAAGAGCGAUGAGAGUGAACCGGAUGGAGUACUUUCCGCUGUUCUUAAAGUCCUAAAACAAACGCAUAGUCUAUUCUUUCAGGAUGGAGGAGAAGACUUAUCGAGCAGAGACGUCAGGUCACUAUUGAAGCAAGUGCGUAAAGAAAUCCUUAAAGGAUGCAAAGUAGUGUUCAGUCGAGUGUUCCCAACCAAGUGUCGGGCUGAGGAUCACCCGCUGUGGAGGGUGGCCGAGGGAUUGGGAGCUACCUGUGCAACGGAAGUGGACGCAUCUGUAACACACGUGGUGGGUAUGGAUGUGGGAACAGAGAAGGUGCGUUGGGCCGUAAGAGAGAAGAAGUUCGUGGUGCAUAGAGGGUGGAUAGACGCAGCUAAUUACUUGUGGAAGAAGCAACCAGAAGAGAACUUCGGGUUGGAGCAGCUGAAGAAGCAAGGAACGGAUGAUGUAACAGUUGAAAAGUAGACCGAGGAAGAAUAGUUAACUUAUGUAAUUGGAUUCUGAUUAUGUCGAAACUCGAAACAAAGCAAAGUUAGAAGUUUAGAACAAUAGAUUUUGGAGUGACAUGUCUUGGUUCUUUGUGCAUAUACGCAUCUUGGUUCUGUUGAUCGUUGCUUCUUCAUAUUGGGUUUAACCGGGCC
This is a messenger RNA of Brassica oleracea var. oleracea, 1662 nucleotides long. Its product is annotated as RNA polymerase II C-terminal domain phosphatase-like 4. The transcript is spliced from 8 exons. The record is from RefSeq and is a predicted model, not a curated record. NCBI's taxonomy places the organism in Eukaryota, Viridiplantae, Streptophyta, Magnoliopsida, Brassicales, Brassicaceae. Gene Ontology annotation, cellular component: nucleus. Gene Ontology annotation, molecular function: RNA polymerase II CTD heptapeptide repeat phosphatase activity. Bases 104 to 1486 code for a protein of 460 amino acids.